Saccharomycodes ludwigii is the source of this 867-nucleotide messenger RNA. RefSeq lists its product as uncharacterized. Gene Ontology annotation, cellular component: cytoplasm. The record is from RefSeq and is a predicted model, not a curated record. Bases 1 to 867 code for a protein of 288 amino acids. The transcript has a single exon. Gene Ontology annotation, biological process: signal transduction. NCBI's taxonomy places the organism in Eukaryota, Fungi, Ascomycota, Saccharomycetes, Saccharomycodales, Saccharomycodaceae.
AUGUCUCUAAGUCGUGAAGAUUCUGUCUAUUUAGCUAAGUUAGCUGAACAAGCUGAGCGUUAUGAAGAAAUGGUUGAAAAUAUGAAAGCUGUAGCUUCUGCCGGCCAAGAGUUAUCUGUUGAAGAACGUAACUUAUUAUCUGUUGCUUAUAAAAAUGUUAUUGGUGCUCGCCGUGCUUCCUGGAGAAUUGUUUCUUCUAUCGAACAAAAAGAAGAGGCCAAAGAAAAAUCUGAACAUCAAGUUUCCUUAAUCCGCACUUAUCGUUCUAAGAUUGAAAGUGAACUGACCAAGAUUUGUGACGAUAUUUUGGCUGUUUUGGAUACCCAUUUAAUUCCAACUGCAUCCACUGGCGAAUCUAAAGUUUUCUACUACAAGAUGAAAGGUGAUUAUCAUCGUUACCUGGCUGAAUUUUCUUCUGGCGAAUUAAGAGAGAAGGCCACAAAUUCUUCUUUGGAAGCUUACAAAGCCGCCUCUGCUAUUGCCACUACUGAAUUGCCACCAACCCAUCCUAUUAGGUUAGGUUUGGCCUUGAACUUUUCCGUCUUUUACUAUGAAAUUCAGAAUUCUCCAGACAAAGCUUGCCAUUUGGCUAAACAAGCCUUUGACGAUGCUAUUGCUGAAUUAGAUACAUUAUCUGAAGAGUCUUAUAAGGAUAGUACUUUGAUCAUGCAAUUGUUACGUGAUAAUUUAACCUUGUGGACCUCUGAUAUGACUGAAACUGAAUCCUCUCACCAACAACAGCAACAGCAACAACAACAACCACCUGCUGCUGUUGCUGCUGCUGCCGCUGGCGAACCAAGUGCUGCUGCCGAAGGCACUGCAACAGAAAACAAUACUGCUGCUGCCGAACCAACUGAGCAACACUAG